AUGAAUAUUCCGAAUGAAGCUGCUACAACAAAUCCACCGGAACAAAUUCAUCUAUCAUAUCAUGGAAAACCACAGGAAAUGGUUGUGCAAUGGAUUACACAGAAGAAUUUUGACAAGAAAACGACAGUUCCUUAUGUCAUUUACACAACCGAUUUAAAGAACAAACCAAGAGCUUUUGGGGCAACGGAGAAAUGGACAGAUGACGGAAAAUCGGCGAUCAGUCGUUUCACUCAUACUGUCGUGCUGACGGAUCUCAUUCCUGGAGCCACUUAUUACUAUAAUGCGGGAAGUGACGAGGGAAUGAGUAAAACUUUUGAGUUCAAAGCAAUGCCGACUGAGGGAAAGAUUCGUGCUGCCGUUUUUGGUGAUUUCUCCCAAGUGGCCCCGGUGACCGGAUAUGAUGCCUUGUUGAACUACACUGAAAGCAAUCUUUUGGAUAUCAUUUUUCAUAUUGGUGACAUUGCCUAUGAUAUGGAUGCGAGCAAUGGAAAACAUGGAGACGAUUUCAUGAAAUGGAUUGAACCGAUCGCUGCCCGCGUUCCCUACAUGGUCGUGGCUGGGAAUCAUGACGGAAAUCAAGAUUUCCUUCAUUACAAGAAUCGCUUCUCAAUGCCACCAAAUGGAUAUUAUGAUGACAAUCAAUUCUGGAGCUUUGACCUUGGCAUUUCCCAUUUUGUCGGCCUCUCCUCAGAAUAUUAUUUCCUCGAUAAGUCAACUGAAGCAAAAACCCAACUCACGUGGCUACAAGCUGAUUUGCAAAAGAAUUUGAAGAAACCGUGGACUUUUUAUUUCAUCCAUCGACCGAUGUAUUGUUCAGGGAAAAAGAAGACAACUUGUGAUGAAGAAGAAUUCACGAUUACCCGAAACGGUGAUUCCAAAUUUCCGGGUCUUGAGACUCCGUUGUUCGUUGGUGGAGUCGAUAUGGGAUUCUGGGGACAUCGGCACACAUAUGAAAGAUUUUACCCGCUCUAUCAAGAUCGAACGUACGUGCAAAAGGACGCGAACAAUUUCCACGAUUCGCCGACUCCGAUUUAUCUCAUGAAUGGAGCUGGAGGUCCUCUUGAUCACGAGGACACGGCCUCUUUGGUCCCCAAACCCUUCAGUGUCACUCGAUUGCCCGAUAUUGGAUUCAUCUAUUUGGAGAUCGAGAACGAAACAACCGUGAAAACCUCAUUCAUCCCAUCAAUUUCUCCCUUCACUCCAAUCGAUCGAUUUUCGUUGACCAAAACUGCUGGCUAUAAACCAGGGCAAGGAAAA
Messenger RNA from Mesorhabditis belari, 1257 nucleotides. The record is from the annotation of a GenBank genome assembly. NCBI's taxonomy places the organism in Eukaryota, Metazoa, Nematoda, Chromadorea, Rhabditida, Rhabditidae.